Molecule: messenger RNA, 615 nt
Organism: Caenorhabditis elegans
Lineage: Eukaryota; Metazoa; Nematoda; Chromadorea; Rhabditida; Rhabditidae
Gene: aps-1
Product: AP complex subunit sigma
Exons: 3
Coding region: 6-479 (157 amino acids)
Biological process (GO): vesicle-mediated transport; intracellular protein transport; protein transport
Cellular component (GO): Golgi apparatus; cytoplasmic vesicle membrane; AP-1 adaptor complex
Molecular function (GO): clathrin-cargo adaptor activity
Source: RefSeq, marked reviewed
UAAACAUGAUGCAAUACAUGCUUCUCUUCAGUCGCCAGGGCAAACUGCGGCUGCAGAAAUGGUACACUGCUUACCCCGACAAGCAAAAGAAGAAAAUUUGCCGCGAACUCAUCACUCAAAUUCUGGCGAGAAAACCGAAAAUGUGUGCGUUCCUCGAAUACAAGGAUUUGAAAGUUGUCUACAAACGAUACGCGUCUCUGUAUUUCUGCUGCGCCAUCGAACAAAACGACAACGAGCUCAUCACUUUGGAAGUCAUUCAUCGUUACGUAGAACUCCUCGACAAAUAUUUUGGAAGUGUUUGUGAGCUGGAUAUCAUCUUCAACUUCGAAAAAGCUUACUUCAUACUCGACGAAUUUUUACUGGCUGGUGAAAUCCAGGAAACCAGUAAAAAACAAGUUUUGAAGGCGAUUGCUGCCCAAGAUCUCAUUCAAGAAGAAGAAACUCCACAAGGAUUCUUCGAGGAUCACGGUUUGGGAUAAUGAAGAUAAUAGUAACAUAAUUUAUUGACUUUGAAAGCUUCCGUAAAUACCAAAUACUUCCACCUUACUUUAUUUAUCCUGGCUAUGUGUCUGGUUGUGAUAAUAUUCAUGUGAAUAAGAGAAGAAAACAUUCAUU